AUGACUAAGGCCGGCAGAAUGGAUGAUACAGCAGCAACGGCAACAUUGCUGGCUUUGCCAAUUCGCCGUACUAAUAGAGCCAGAAUUCUCGCUCCGUACACGUACCCUGCGUCUCUUACAUCCAAUGAUACCAUGAUACACAUCCAACAGGCGACCACCGAGGAAAGUCGUGAAAGCACCGUCACAAUCAGAACCUCAUUAUCGAUGGCUGGCAUUAUCGUCGGCUCUGUACUCUUGAGUGCGCAUCUUUUCGGACUGCUAGCGUUGGCUAUCUACAGCUUUAUCAAGAAACCGUUCUCUCAUUGGCUGGGUGCAGAGAUCAUGGUCAAGGCGGGUACAGCGUAUGCGGAGAUACUAGGUGCCACAGAAGGAGACAAGCAGUGGAGGAACGCGGCUGCUGCUUGUAAGGGGUUCAUCGGGGACGAGAGGGCCGAGAAUGAGGUCGGGAGAAUGGCGUUUGGCGCUCCCAUGGGCUUGAGUACGAAGAAGGAGAGGAGAUUCGAGGGGUUAUAG
This is a messenger RNA of Parastagonospora nodorum SN15, 513 nucleotides long. RefSeq lists its product as hypothetical. The record is from RefSeq and is a predicted model, not a curated record. NCBI's taxonomy places the organism in Eukaryota, Fungi, Ascomycota, Dothideomycetes, Pleosporales, Phaeosphaeriaceae. Bases 1 to 513 code for a protein of 170 amino acids. The transcript has 2 exons.